AUGUAAUAUGCUAAUAAAUUUGCUGGGUAUCGAGAAAUUUCGAAUGAUAACAAUCUUUUUAUGGAGGACUACUCGGAGCAUUCACUAUUUAAGAAAGUACCGUAGCCUUAUUAAAAGCUAAUGCAAAAUUACGGAACAUUAGAUUACAAGGAAUUGGAUCCAAAGUUAAGAAAUUUAUUUUCAACAACACCGUCUACUAGGGGUACAACAAGAAGAACGCUUACUCGAGGAUAGUCAGUUGGCUAAAUACCAAAUACUUUUAUGAGCCCUAAAGCUUCAUUCGCGAAUUCCUAAUAUAGUGGUGGAUUUCUUGAGCCGAUAAAGCCUAAUACUGCUCUUGGAAAUAAUUAAAACGAAUUAAAGAACCAGCUUUUAGCAUCCAAUAUUAAAGAUGAAAUCAUUGAUAGCACUGAUAGUAAACCCAGAACUGCUUAAUAAUCAGUUUAAAGAAAGAUAAAUUUGAUGGACAGCAUUACUAAUAAAAAUGAUAAACUUCUUUCUCCAAAGAGUCACAGCACUAUCGCAGGGGCAGUUAAAUUUGGUGAUAUUAUAACUGAUUUUGAGCCAGAAUUAAAUAGAAAUCCUAUGCUAUAAAUGUCGCCAGAUGACCCUCAAUAUCUUCAUCAUAGUAACAUAUAAUCUCUUAAAAGAGUGAUUUCAACAGCUUAUAAAAGUAUUAGAAACCACAAAUUCCUUACAAAUAAGUAAGGUUAGCCAAAGAAAAUUUAUAACUUAUCCAUUGAAGACAUAGAAAGAAUGAGGCAUUUCGAAGAAAAUCAAUUAAAGUUACUUGAGGCUGCAGUUCAAUUAGAACUUAGAAAUCUACUUUAACGUGAAAGGAACUAAUAUGAGUAGGAUAAGCUUGAAACAUUAGAACUUCACUAAAAACUAUUGAACAAGAAGUUAGCUAGAGCAAGCAGUCAGAACCAAAAUUAGUUCUUCAGAAGAGCAACAUUAGUAGGAAUGAAAUUUGAUGAUGGAAUAAAUCUUCCUAGCCAACCUCAAUCAGUUAAUAAUCUGAAUUUUAAUUUCUCUAGCACAGCAAAGAAACUUUAAUACUCAAAAACUUUUUAGAGCAUUAAACCUAAUAUGACAGCUACUUAAUUCAAGCACAGCUCAACUAGCAUGAACUCUCCAAAGAAAAAUAAAUACGCUCAUAGUAUAUAUUCUAAAGAGGAAAUGCUCUUUCACGAACUCUAAAAAAUGAUCACAAAGCUAACCUCAAAUAAAAGCUAAGAGAUGAGCUUUCCAGACAAAUUUAAAUCGAUUGAAACCUUGAAGAAUAAGGUAAAUCUGCUAAAGAAAUCUAUUGACUCUAAAACUGAGGAAGAUGAGCCAGCUAUGAUAAAACUUGCUCAUACCAAGUUUAUUGAUCAGAUGAUCGAUUAGCUAGAGAAGCAAUAUAAAACACAAUAUAUUAAUCAGAGCAAGAAAAAGUUUCAAAGGGAGAGCCUCAAAACUUAACUGACAGAACUAGAAGCAAGAGACAACUAGCUAAGAAAUACAAAUUUUAAGUUCAAAAAAUUUUAUCAAAAAGAUGUAGAGGAAUUGCAUGAAAUGAAGGACUACCUAAGAGAGAUUUAAGAUAAGUUGUCUAAACACUACGAAUAAUUGGAACUAUAAAAGGGGCAAUUAUCAUCAGUCUCAGGCGAUGUAAAUACUGAAAGAAAUAAAAAAAGUUCAAGUAUAUUGAACUAAGGCAGAUUAAGUCUUUUUCAAAAGAAAAGAGAAGUUAUUACAAAGAAGAGUGUUAGAUUUGGGAAUGACCCUAAAAUAGAAGAAAAAAUUGAUGCCUUUCAGAAUGAUCGGGCAGAGUUGUCUAAGAUAGAAGAGAUUGAUAUCUAGGAGUAGACGCAGGAUGUUGUUUAAGAUAAUGUGAAUGGUUGUAUCAGUGAAAAGGCAUCUCCCCUCCCCUUAUAAAAGAUACCAUAUUAAUCUUUACCUGUGAAUGAUCAUAUGUAGUUUCAAGAUAUCUAGUCAAAUUUAGAUGAUCUCAAUAAUCAAAGUCUUUCAGGGUAUACAGAAAAUUAGUCAGUUAAAAAUUAGGAUAAUUAAUUAGGGGAUUAUGAGUCUGAUAGUUCUAUAGGCCACUAAACAAAUGAUCCAUUAAUUGAGACAACACAGAAAAUGAAGGUAGAAUACAAAGACUUUGACAAUAUUGGGGAGAUUAUACAUGAAUAUUUUAAUCCUUUAGCCUAAAAUAAGAAAAUAGUUUAGAAUAAGCACAUUGGAUUUACGACAAGGAGGAAAACCGUAAAAGGUGAUUCAGUAUUAGCAUCCUCAUAGAAUGUUAUAAAGGAUUUGGAAAUAAUUAAUGAUCUUGCAAAAUUGGAGAUGAAAUAAAUUGGUACAGCUGAGGAGCUAUAAAGACUUAUCGCUAAAGCUACAUCUCCUGAAAGAGAGCAAAAUAAAAGGAUCGCUCACCAGUAUACUGUGCUUAGGAAAAAUCUCUAAAAGAAAUUGAAAAACUAGGAUAUUGAAAAACUGAAGAACCUAACUUUAUAAUUAGCAUAGGAUUAGGACAACAUUAGUUUGACUAAUUCUAGUAAAAGUCAAGACUUGAGAUAGAAAAAUAAUCAAUAUGAUAAAGAUGGAAAGAAGAAAAAUCUAGGGAAACAGGAGACCAAUGAUUUCAAUCAUCUGCUAUUCCAUAAUCUAUCUUCUAUUUAGAACUUACGAAUUUUCGCUAAUGAACAUGGAGUCAUUGAGAAAUUAGAAGAGUAUAGCUAAAAGAACGGAGUAUUCGAUGACCAUUUAAAGGAAUGGAUAUCAAAACUUAAGAAUUACAAGACUAAUCUUGAGAUAAUAGACAAGAAAUUCAUUUAAAUUGCAGCAAAUCACCUGAAUUUAUGA
Molecule: messenger RNA, 2853 nt
Organism: Stylonychia lemnae
Lineage: Eukaryota; Ciliophora; Spirotrichea; Sporadotrichida; Oxytrichidae
Source: the annotation of a GenBank genome assembly